Limanda limanda (common dab) is the source of this 3892-nucleotide messenger RNA. It is a transcript of the gene dusp4, whose product is annotated as dual specificity phosphatase 4. Lineage: Eukaryota; Metazoa; Chordata; Actinopteri; Pleuronectiformes; Pleuronectidae. The transcript is spliced from 4 exons. Bases 3 to 1133 code for a protein of 376 amino acids. Gene Ontology annotation, biological process: protein dephosphorylation; endoderm formation; negative regulation of MAPK cascade. The record is from RefSeq and is a predicted model, not a curated record. Gene Ontology annotation, molecular function: MAP kinase tyrosine/serine/threonine phosphatase activity; protein tyrosine/threonine phosphatase activity. Gene Ontology annotation, cellular component: cytoplasm; nucleus.
GCAUGGAGAGAGACGCAUCAUUCGCCAUGGAGGACCUGUGUGAGAUGGAGGUCUCGGUGCUCAAGCGGCUCCUGAAGGACGACUCGUCCCGGAUCCUGCUGCUCGACUGCCGCUCGUUCCUCGCCUUCAGCGCCGGGCACAUCCGCGGCGCCGUGAACGCGCGUUGCAACACGAUCGUGCGCCGCCGGGCCCGCGGCACCCCGCUGCGCCUGGACCAGGUGCUGGCCGGGGACGAGGAGGCGAGAGGCCGCCUGGCGUCCGGCAUGUUCUCCGCCGUGGUGCUGUACGACGAGAGGACGCAGGACGGGGACACGGUGAAGGAGGACAGCACCGUGACGCUGGUGCUGUCCGCGCUGUGCGGGGACGAGACCGCCACGGACACCUACCUGCUCAAAGGCGGAUACGACCGUUUUUUCUCAGAAUACCCGGAGUUUUGUCUAAAGACCAAAUCCUUACCGUCCCUCAGCAGCCAGUCCAGCGUGGACUCGUCCUGCUCGUCCUGUGGGACGCCGCAUCACGACCAGGCCGGCCCGGUGGAGAUCCUCCCGUUCCUCUACCUCGGCAGCGCCCUCCACGCCUCGAAGAAGGAAGUGCUGGACGCCAUCGGAAUCUCCGCCCUGCUGAACGUGUCGGCCGACUGUCCCAACCACUUCGAGGGGGCGUACCAGUACAAGUGCAUCCCAGUGCAGGACAACCACAAAGAGGACAUCAGCUGCUGGUUCCUGGAGGCCAUCGAGUUCAUAGACUCAGUGCGUGACUCCAGUGGGCGAGUGCUGAUCCACUGUCAGGCCGGUAUCUCCCGCUCCGCCACCAUCUGCCUGGCCUACCUGAUGAAGAGGAAGCGUGUGCGUCUGGACGAAGCCUUCGAGUUCGUGCGCCGGCGCCGCAGCAUCAUCUCGCCCAACUUCAGCUUCAUGGGCCAGCUGCUGCAGUUCGAGUCCCAGCUGCUCGCCACCUCCUGUGCUGCCGAGGCGGCCGCCACGGCGAGCCCGCUGCUCGGACCCAAGUCGUCCACGGCCGUCACCUCCACAGCUGCUACGCCCACGUCGCCCUUCAUCUUCAACUUCCCGGUCUCCGUGGUGAACCCGGCCUACCUGCACCACAGCCCGCUCACCACCUCGCCCGGCUGCUGAUGGACAGCCCCCGCCGCCCCCCCUCCCACAGACUAACUGAGCACAAGCUGGACUGGUAUUGGCUGAGAGAGCUGACAGUACGUACAUGCUUCCAGGGGCGGGGGGGAAUGGGAGGGGGGGUGAGAAGCAUCACGGUGCCUGAUUCAAAAUCUCAAAAGACUGAAAAGACAGAAACAUUUUUUUUAAACGUUCAGAAACCAGCCGAUGCUCCUUCCGCCUCGACACCAGAUUUCUUCACAAUGACCAAAUAUGGACUUGGCUUUUCACGCUGGUUUCAGUGAAGAGGUUCGGACGGAGUGUCGGACUGAGACGUCCUCUUCCUCGACAACAACAACACGACAACAACACGCACAGAGACACACACUGACGCACACACACCCUGACACCGAGAGGCAGCGAACACUUUCUCUCUCUCUCUCUGACUCACACACACACACACACACACUCACACACACACACGUUCAUGACUACCAAGUGAGUAAGCUCAGUAUGAAGGCAGGCUGCGUUGCUAUGGAGACGACAGGUCUUUAGCAGAGGAGAUGGACACAGGAAGGAAGGAGGAAUCUUAAGCACCCGCUCCUUCCCCUCCUGAGGGUGUCCCUCCUGUCGCCGGACAAAAAGAGAGGGAUGGAAAAAAACAGGGAAGGAGACGGUGAUAGAAAGCAGGAGGCUCGUCAGUGACAGGUGCUCUGCCGGCAAUCCGACCGGAGCUUCCUGUCUUUCAUACGUCCUCUUCCUCCCACCCCCCGCCUGUCAUCUCCCUUUCAUCCUUUUCUAUUCCUCCCUCCCUCCUUUCCUCCUCCUCAUCGUCUCUCCCUCUCAUCCUCGCCGCCUCUCCUCCGCUCUUCAUCGUCUUCGCUGAAGAGGCUAAAUACAUAAAACAAAGAUGCCAAAUAAAGGCCGGGGCCCCUUGUAAAUGGACUGGGAAACCCCUCCGCAGGCACCUCCUAGGAAAUUCCCCCUUUUUCUACAUCGUAUAAACAUUAGUUUUGAGUUGAAGGGCUGAAAGGAAAACGGUCACGAGGGAUGAGACGUGACUGAGAAGUUCUCAUCGAUUUUCCUUUUUUUAGAUCAGAGGACGACUUUCAGAGCACAUUGAGCUUGGACGUCACUUAGAGGACGAAGCUGGUGGCUUUGCAUCUUUUAUCUCGUUAUAAAUCACCUAUUUACUACUGGUCAUCAUUUUCCAAAACAUACGAAUCUUUAAAAAGCAUUGAUUUCAGUUCCUCUAGCAACUCUAUUUAUUGGAUGCUUUGGAAAAUGGGUUUUUGAUAAUGAGCUAAAAUGUGUACCACCAGAAACGGCUCCUUUUAAAGAUGUUUGUGCCUUGUACAUAAAGGUGUUCUAUGGAUUUAGGCGUCCCUGGAUCUGCCCGGGACAUUUAUUUUUUAGAUUGCUGAAUGUUAGUCACAAAAAUAAUCGGUUCAGGCUCUGAUUCCCUCCACAGAGCAAAAAGCUUCCCUCCUCAUCUUCACUCACACAGAAUAAACUGUAGACGCUAAAGGAAAAUCGCAAGGAUUGGACAGAAACGGCAUUCGUGAAGAACUCAGGUUACUUUCAAACACGGUACAGAAACAGUCCUGCAAACAUUUUGGGUUCCUAAUCAUUAAAAACAGAUACGCUGAGAUUUCUAACUUGAGAAAAUGGGAUUGCAAUACUUAUACACACUAUAUCUUUUAACGUUUUAGUGCUUUGCCUCACAAAACAAGUUCGACAAGGAUUUUAAGCUUUGACCUUUGAGGCCAUAACCCAAUAACAGAAAACGUUUAUCCUAUUAAUUGUGUAUAGACAAGAUAUAGACUGUAAACAAAGAUGGACGACGUGUUUCCACUUCCUCCCACCUAUCCAGAAAUGAAGCCAAAAUAUCGCUGAUACGAAACGCCGCCAUCUUGCUCAUUUUGGAGCCGGAUUCUGUGUAGUAGCGUUCAGGGGUUCGACCAAUCGUGUAACCAGCCACCAGGGGGCGAUAUCUAUAUAUAUUUAAGGCUUCACUUUUAGGGAGCUGUCACGUCGUCCAUCUUUAUAAACAGUUUAAGGUUAAAAAAAAAAGUCCAGCAGUCAUGUCCCUUCUCCAGUGUCCUCAGUUGUCUCCAUAGCACUCUGACAGCGGAGACGUUUCACGACGUCGUUCUUCGACUUCAGGUCAAAUCUUCACGAUGCCACAGAUCGAGACAAUGUUUGUACUUCUCCUGCUUUUCGUACCAGGCUAAGCUCUGCGCUCUGUACUAGACAUCCAAAGGCACAAAGUCCCACCGCGGUUACUUUUAUACCCGAGUCCUGAUGUAUGCACAAAACACACACACACGUACACACACACACACACAUAUACACAAACAGGGUUUCAAAGAAAACAAACCUUUCUGUUCUGUUUUUGAAGAUUGUCGGCACCUAUCUCUGUAGCACUUUGAAGUGAUGCAAUACUGUAUUUAUAAUUUAUGAGUGAUUUACACAUCAUGGUGAUGUUAGACUGACUAGACUUUGCAUAAAGACAUUUUGUCCUCGUGGAGAGAAAGAAGGAGAGAAGAGAGCCAAUCAGUGAAAAACGCAAUACUUUGUACACAUGCGUGUGGUCUGUCCACGUCCGUCUGUCUGCCUCUCUGUGUUCGUCCGUCUGUUUACCCUUCAUGGCAAUAUCAAUCCUCCGCUCGGACAUUUAUAUAUAAAAAAGAUAUUCCCCUCGAUUUUAUUGUGGAAUGAAUGAUCUGUGCAUUUAUUUAUUACUGAAGAUCCACUGUUGAAUAAACAAUGUUCUUAAUGAA